Messenger RNA from Hemicordylus capensis (graceful crag lizard), 8385 nucleotides. RefSeq names its product quiescin sulfhydryl oxidase 1 (gene QSOX1). Gene Ontology annotation, biological process: protein folding. Gene Ontology annotation, molecular function: protein disulfide isomerase activity; flavin-dependent sulfhydryl oxidase activity. The record is from RefSeq and is a predicted model, not a curated record. The transcript is spliced from 12 exons. Gene Ontology annotation, cellular component: Golgi membrane. The coding region runs from base 109 to 2412 and encodes 767 amino acids. Lineage: Eukaryota; Metazoa; Chordata; Lepidosauria; Squamata; Cordylidae.
CGAGAGGCCGAGUGACUUCUUGGCCAGGCGCGGGGCAGUGGACGCGCCGCUCGCUGCCAGCUGCUGUGCAGUUCCCCUCAUCCCGCGUUCGUGCUGUUGCAGCUCAUCAUGCCGAGGCGGCUUUCCCGGGCCAGGCCGGGACUGCCCCUGACUCCCGCUUGCAUCCUCCUCGCCCCCGUCUUGCUGCUGCUGCCUCUGCCUGGGGCGCGUAGCCUCGGCCUUUACUCGCCCAAGGACCCGCUGGUACUGCUGCGGGCAGACACGCUGGAACGCAGCAUCUUCAACUCCAGCAGCGCCUGGGUGGUCGAGUUUUAUGCCUCCUGGUGCGGCCACUGCAUCCACUUUGCCCCCACCUGGAUAGCUCUGGCCAGCGACAUCAAGGAUUGGAGACCUGCUGUGAUGCUGGGUGUGAUUGACUGCGCUGAUAUGUCCAAUCAGAAAAUAUGUUCAGACUUUGGAAUUACUGGCUACCCAACACUGAAGUUCUUCAAGGCCUUUUCCAAGAAACCAGAGGAUGGCAUAAGACUCUACCAUCAUGGCGAUGACAUUCGGAACCUGAGGGAGUCGAUAAUCGCUACUCUAGAGAGACAUGAAACCGUGUGGCCUCCUGCCUGCCCCCCUCUGGAGCCAAUCAGUGCUGCAGAACUUCACGGCUUCUUCCAGGCAAACAAUGUGACUUAUUUGGGCCUGAUAUUUGAGAAGGAAGACUCCUUUUUGGGCAGAGAGGUGACUUUGGACAUGCUCCAGUUUGAGAACAUUGCAGUGAGGAGAGUCCUGCAGAGCAAUGUGGAACUAGUGAAGCGUUUCAAUGUCACUACCUUCCCUUCUGGCUUCCUGCUGCUCAAUACUGGCUCUUACAGCCCCAUCCCUGUCCAUAACGAUUCAAGAUACCUUUACACAGACUACUUGCGGAGGCUAUCUGGGGUCUUCCGAGGAGGCGCCUUCAAGCCUACUGUGGUACCAGAUGUUUAUCCAACCACUACCCCUGCUCCCUGGAGGGUGGCAGACAGGAAAAAACUGUACAUGGCUGAUGUGGAGUCUGCAGUGGUUUAUUCCCUAAGGAUGGAGGCAGCGCGAUUCCUGCACCUUGACGAAGAGCGGCUGGCUUUACUGAAGCAGUAUGUGACUGUAUUGGUCAAGUAUUUUCCAGGACGCCCUAAGGUCAUGAACUACCUUCGCAACCUGGAUUCGUGGCUGAGGCCAAAGAUGAAUGUUUCACAGAGUGAAUGGGAGGAAGCUCUAAGAAAUAAAAAAGAGCUUCCAAGUGCCAGAUUGCCAGAAACUCCAACCUGGGUAGGAUGCCAAGGAAGCAAGCCUCAGUAUCGAGGUUAUCCGUGUAGCCUCUGGACUCUCUUCCAUCUCCUGACAGUGCAGGAAGCUCUGCGCAGCCCUGUGUCUGCCUCACCAUCGGAAGUCCUUCCCACAAUGAGAGGGUACGUGCGGUACUUCUUUGGCUGCCGGGAGUGCGCAGACCAUUUUGAAGCCAUGGUGGCAGAGUCCAUGAAUAAAGUGAGGGACAAAGAUGGGGCUAUUCUCUGGCUUUGGUCAAGGCACAAUCGUGUUAAUCUUCGCUUGGCAGAUUCCUCAAGUACUGAUCCCAGAUUUCCCAAGAUCCAGUGGCCUCCCCAAGACUUGUGUUUGCGGUGCCAGAUGACCGUCAAUGGAAAGCGCAUGUGGAAUAGAGAGGCCGUCUUGAAGUUCUUCAAGUUUCAUUUCUCACGGGCCAACAUUUACUUGGAUUUCUUGGAUCGUCUGGUCCGAAAUGUUCGCAAUGUUGCGGAGAGAGACUAUGAAACUGAGGGGAAGCUGGAGGGAGGGGGAGGAGGAGAGAAUGUCAGAGAAGCUGAAGAAGAGUUUGAGAAAGACAAGCAGAGAACAGAGAAGCAAGAGGAUGCAAGAGUGGAGAAAUCUGGUUUGGACAGAUCAGGUUCUCCAGAGCUGCACAGGCCAAGUAUUAUCAAGAUGAACACAAAGACAAAAGAGCUGGAGGAAGAUAUUGUUGAUCUAGAUACCUUCAGUGAACAGCACUACAGGAGCAAAGCCUUAAAAGCCGCAGCGGAGGCCAACGUUAGGCCUCGGCGCAGUAAGAGGGACACUGGGCUGGUGCUAAUGGAAGACGAGGGGCUCCAAUCGUUUGAUUAUGACGCUUUCUGGGACCACCGGAGGCAUAAGGGAAUAGGAGCCCAGCAGCUCAUUGGUGCGGUGGAAGAAGAGGGAUCUGAAAAAGAAUAUAGGCUCACCUUGAGGAAGAGCCAGUGGUUCCGCAUACUGGGAGUGGGUUUUUCCCGGUUGGAUGUCAGCUUGUGUAUUGCCUUGUACUUCCUCUCCUCCUUGUGUCUGUUGGGCAUGUAUACCUUCUUCCGCAUGCGUUUAAGGUAUCGCAAGGGCCGUCCAGGUUACCCAUUGGCCUGAAAGAGAAGCUGGGAUUUAAGGGACUGGGGAUGUUUUGCCUGCUAUGGUGGGUUCUCACCAACAAAUCAUACAACAAAUCAUGACUGUAGAUUCACAAAUGCAAAAAUACACAGGCAUCAUGUCAUUUAUGAAAGGGGUGCGUCCUUGAAUUGUUCACCAGCUGUCCUUGUGAACAACAUGGAAGCAAAGGAGAGAGGAUUGGACACACACCUCAGUGUGUAAAGAGAAACAUGGUGAAUAAGACAGGCCUAUGUCUUUCACAGCAUAUCCGUAUUUUGCAUCAGUGUAUCUGAACCAGAGUACUGAUUCUUGAAUGAGAAGCUGGCUUUACUGUUGAAAGGGGAAUGGGUUUAUAUUUCAGGCCACAUGAUGACAGUUCUUCUUGAUUUUUCUGGGGAACUAGAGAUAAGGAGAGAGCUAACUGGAAGUAUUCUGAUCCCAGUAUUCAAAUGUAGCAUAAUCCUCCUGAGAAUCAGUGUUACAUCGUUCUCAUGGACACUUUACUAUGGCCAGUUGGGAACAGAAGCAAAAUGACUGCUUUGAAACAUUGAUCACAGAGAGAACUCUGUUUUGCAGUUUUUAAAAGCUGCUUUCUAGAUUAAAGAACCCCCCUGCAGUGUAGGACUAUGUGGACAUGAGAAUGAAUGUUGGUGCCAAUUUUACCUUGAGGUAUCUCUGAGCCCUUUUCUAUCCUGAAGAACCUUUUAAUCCUGGCUUGACUAACCCCAGUUUCUUGAAUCUCUAGAUAUAGAAGCCCAAUCUAAAGUGGUCAGUGGGGAGAAGCCUUGAUCUGUUUACUAAACUGGACUCAAAAGCUUCUGAGCCAUUGUGAAAUGACCUUCAAUAAAGCCAGUGUGUGUGAUGCUGUGUUUGCAGCUGAUGUUGGAGAAACAAACAAAACUAGAAUAUUUCCCCCGUCGAGUAAUUUACUAAUUUUGGUAUGAAGUAUAGGUGACCAGUGUGCAGCAUGUCGCCAAUUCUUCAAUGUGCAGAGUUCACAUUGGUGUUAUCCUUUAUGCAGGAAUUCCUGUGGGCCUGGCUGUAGUAUAAUCAGGCUUACACUGCUUGCCGGCCUUUCCCAGGCUGCACUUCUUCUUGCUUCCUGAAUCAGUAGACUAAGCACAAAGCAGCCCAAGGCAUGGGUGAGGUGGGGGAGGAAUAUAUCUGUGGCUCACCACUGGUGUGAAGACUGCCAAGAAUGGCAAAAACAUGGAUGCUCUUUCUAGUAGGACCACAGAAUUUGUAGACCAUCAAGGGUCCAAAACUCCUCUAAGCAUAAGAACCACAUAACAGGCCAGCUUCCUUCAGUGCUACCACCUUUCUUGCAGUUCCUAAUAGUCAUUUUUCCCUCUCACCAAGCACUGCUCUCCUCACAGUCCCACUUUUCCCCUCUUCCCAAGCAUUUUUCAGCUAGCCAACCUGCCCACUGCUCCUUUUAUUUCACCCUACCUUUCUAGCCUAGCUCACAGUCCUCCAUAUGUUGCUGGCUAUUUGUACCAUAAUCUCCCAGUCUCUUAUAAUUCCAUCAUGUCAGUGGAAGAGAAGAACAAACUUUGUUCCUAGAAUUGCCAGAAAGAAAGAACACAUGGUCAUCUGGUCCUGAGACACAUGUUGAUAAUCUCUGGUCUCUGAGAGUGAUCUGAGUGUGAGUGUGUGCGCACUUGUGUUGAACCAGAAAAAGUGUGUGUGCGCACCUGUCAUGGAUGGUACCACAGGACUCCUUAAAAACUUCUCAGCCACUUCUUCCCUUCCAAGAGUUGUUGAGCCACCUCUGGGGAGGGGCAAGAUCUCCAUUUAAAUAAUGGAAUAGCAUUGUCAUAAGCUGGCUUUCAAAUAAAGAGAUGGCAAAUUCAUAACAAAGAACUAGCUACUAGCAGUAAGAAAUUACUCAUGUUCGUAAUUGAGAAAUGUGAAAAUGGGGUGAUAAUGUAUAAGUUGCAUUCCUCAAAGCAUCGCAGUUCCCCACCUCUUGUGUAUAUGCAUGUGUACACACACACACUGUAUUUUUGUGUCUUUUGCUUUCAUUUGCAAGUUAAGGUGCUCAUUUUUACACAAGUGCCUUGUAUUCCUCCUUCCUCUUCCUCAUAACUGCCCAGUUGAGCUGGUGUAUCGUAAUGGCUAAAACUGGGUGGUGAGCAGGGAGUCCAUGGUCCAAAUCUCCCCUCUGUCAAGAACUCACUAGAUUCUCUUAAGCAGGCCAUAUUCUCUCUGACUCAAUCCCCCAUCUGCAACAUGGGGCUAAAAAUACUGGACUCUCUAACAAAGCUGUAGUAAGAAUUACUCAGAUAAUGUAUGUGAAAUGCUUUGAACACUUGAAAUAUCUCUAUAAAUGUGUAUUGUUGAUACUCAGCUCCAUAUUUUCCAGUUAUAUCUGGACACUCAUUGCUGUGGGAGCUCACUCCCAUAACUUGUGAGUUUGUAGUCUUGGCUUCUUCUCCACUCUCCCCCACCCCCCCGGGAUGAUUCCUGUCCUGAUUACAGAGACAAUAUUAGCAGACUGUUCAACCUUAUUCUGUCCAGCCGUGACUUCUGGGUCUGUUUUGAAAACGGAUGGGGACUAUCCUGACAUCUUGAGUUGACAAGUCCUCACUACCUUGUCCCUGUUUAUUUCCCAGCUCAUCAGAGGUUUCCCAUGGUUUGGCUGCCAUAUUGUUUAGACCAAGGAUGGCCAAGUUCAGUUUUCCCAGAGGCCUUUUGUUUUCUCCAGACAUUAGUCUGUGGGGCUGGAACAAGCUAACUCCUCCUGGGUUAUCUGGGUCUAUAAACAAACCUGGCCUCUCUUAACAAAAAGGUAUAGAGUAACUGAGGUCUGAUUUGGGGUGGGGCAAAGAACUAAUAUAUUCCCUGAAAGCUACCCUUGAGAGACAGACUGGCUUUUUCAGUGGUUCCUAUUCAUGUGUAAUGUUCAGCACAUGUACAGUUUCUGUGUGUACCCUGCAUUUGAGGGAGCCUGUACCUAGGUUCACUUUUUAAAUGAAUGCAGGUAAGUCAUUCACACACAAAAAUUACAUGUAUACAGACCGCUGUAUGCAUGUACAAUUUAAUGUCUGGAUUAGAGCUUUUGUCUUUCUAGAAUGUGCCUGAGAUAGCAAUAGAACUUUUAAAAGAGGGAUGGGGGGCAGCAAGGGGCAAGGUCAAACUGCUCUGUAGGAUAGGGACCUUCUAAUUAACUACAUGUGCUAAGUACCUGCACUCCGUUAACAUGAAAUAAUGCUAGUAAUUAGACCUUCAGCAGGUAACAUACAAAGCAGGCCAUCCUGCUGUAUGAAGAGCCAUUCUUGUGUGUUUUGAAACACAGCCUCAUUAAUGUAGGCUGCUCUUAACCUCUCUUAGCUAGCUUAUAAAUACUAAAGGCGAAGAUUCUGUUUUCUUCAAACAUUCUUAUCAGUGCCGAGACUUUAAAAAGAGCCAGAGGUUUUCUUUCAGAUGGUAUGUGCCCAGACAUUCUUGUAAAACUUUGCUAGUCUGGCUGUGCUUCUAUAUCUACAGCAGUGGUGAGCCUUUAGUGCUAACCUAAUGCGAACUGGUACAUUUAAACGACUGUUUUCAAAAACUAUCAGCCUUUCUUUGAUAUCACCAGUGGAAAGGUGCACAGCAUUAAUGGUAGGUGCCUUUUAGCCAGAUGUUGCAGUAAUUAAGACAGGGUCCAUCUUCUAUGUUCUUGUGGAUCAUUCUUUUUUCCAGGCGGUUAGGAGCUGGAAAUGUGUUUUGCCACAAAACUGACUUGCUCACAGUUGCAUGAGCUCUAUAAUAAAGUUGGCAACAUGCAGCAUUAAUUUGGGUUUCACAAUUAUGGAGGACACGUGCUCGGGUACAAUUAAUUGGAUACAAAAUCUGAAAAGAGAUCAUAUUAAAUGGGGACCUUUGUUUCCAUCCCUUACUACCUGGAAAAAUUUCAUAUUUUUCCUUUAAACCGUGAAUUGCACAGGUUUAAAACCUGGUUAAGGCCACCAAAGGUCAAAUAAUGCUGUUUCAAGUGCCAGAUCCUGAAGGAUAGUGGUUGGCCACCCUUCAGUGAAGAUGUUGAUGCCUUUUUGAUGUAAGUAAUAGGUUAAAAAUAGAAAACGUCUUCAUGAAGUCAGGCCUAUGUUCUCUAAUGUCUGCCUGUGAGGCCAUCCCCCUCCAGAAGUUUCUCCACCACUCUUCAUUAGCACUAUGUUACAUGAGAGGAACUUCCUAUCCACUAGAAAAUUUCUUCACCACUAGUGGGUGAGACCUGUUGGUAGUCUCUUCCUGAAGUGGCUGUGCCACCCCCUAUUUCAAAAUGUGGUGUGGGGAGAAAGCACCAUCACAAAUCCCAUUUGUAUGUGGGUCAUAAUCUGAAUUUGCAGUGUGUAGGAGGGAUAACGUGCCAAUACAGUAGGUUACCUGAUACCCUCAUAGCUUUGUGUGGUUUCCAGAACCCCUCUGUUUAUAGAAGUCUGUCUCAAGGCCACUCUGGAAAGAGAAUAUCUAGAUUGCUUUACAUCUUAUUAAUGUGUUUUGCUACUUAUUUUGUGCCCCCUUCUCUAUUGGGGCUUGGAGAUCUUUUUUAAAAAAUGGGGCAGCAAAGGAACUACUUCUUUAUGGAAGAAAAGGAAGGGAGACUUGUUUUGAUGUGCUUGCAUUUUAAAAGAUCUGGAUGGGUUUGACACACUGCCUUUUUUCUGUGAUCUUCCACCACAGCUGCUGAACAGGAAUGAUCCAAGGAACUUCUGAUCUCAUGAUAUUUCUAUGUCUGUUUCUGUACAGGUGGAAUAAAUUUAUUUUUGCUAAUAUUUAUGUGGGUCUGACCAGAGUAUGAUGUAUGUCUGCAAGUUUCUAAAAGUAUAAUGCACUGCAGAGGCUGUUGGAGAGAAUGUGAGAUUUUCAGUCUAUGAAGCAGCCUGGAACUUAAGCAGAAGAUGAUCCCUCCAUUAUUCCCAAGAACUCUCCUCAGAUGAAGGAAACGUUUAUUCAUUUCAUUUCUAACUCAGCCUUCUUAGCUAGCACUAGGUGUUCUCAAUGCAAAAAUAUUAAAAAUCUGCACCUAAGUAAUUCUGUACCAAGAAGAGCUGAGUUCUACAACCAGUAUAAAAUGAGCAAAUUUCUAUCAAUUGUUAUACACUGAUUAGCAAUUUAGAUUAUUAUACUGAUUAGCAAUUUAUGUGAUCUGUUCUGGUUUUGCUAGUCAAAGGGGAGGAGCAAGGAGCUUGGCAGGGCACUGAAGCCAUUUCCCUUGGCAAUCUUGAGGCCAAACUCAACAUGAUAAAAGCGGUCAUGUGUAUUUGAAUGUAUGUCCAGUUUAUGAAUAAAGCAUAUGAUUGAGGUGAGGAUUUUAUUUCCCUACCCAAACAGAGCACAGAGGUGAGGGGAGUUGAACCCUGACCUCUGCAUGUUCAAGCACUUCCCUCCCCAGCCCAGCUCAUUUGUCAGCGCAGAGCUGCUAGAAAAGUGCUACAGGUUACGGGGGAGAGCUGAGCGUCAUUCAUUUCAUUCAUUGGCGUGUGUGUGUGUUGGGGGGGGGGCAUUAGACCCCACAGAAACAUACCUUGCCUAUUUUAUGUGUGAACAAGUAGACGCAUGCAUAAGUAAAUGGGCCUGCCAGUCAUGGCUAGUUUGGCCUUUAUUCAGCCUCUCCCCGGCUUCCGAACUCUUACAAGGCAGUACCAACACCAGCUUGGGGGGGUGUUUACACUGUUUGCUGCUCACAACUAUUGCUAUUGGCUUCCUUGGUAGAAAUCGAGCAGCUGUGCUGGUGGACUCAAUUCCCACCCGCCUCAUGAUUCAUGCCCUUGCUCUAGCAUUACAAAGGUUUGUGGGAAGCUUACCUGCUUGGCCAUGCUGACAGCCCCCAUUCUUUUUUUCUUUUUCACCAAGGUCUCAAGGGUCAUCCAUGGGCCGUCUGCCAAUGUCCAAUCUCGUCAGCCCCUUGCGCUGACCCUGUUUUCAUUAACCUUAAUGGGGAUGUGUCAAAUAAAAUCUCAGUUCUCACCAAUAAAUGGUUGCAAGUCA